Molecule: messenger RNA, 588 nt
Organism: Papilio xuthus (Asian swallowtail)
Lineage: Eukaryota; Metazoa; Arthropoda; Insecta; Lepidoptera; Papilionidae
Source: RefSeq, a predicted model, not a curated record
CAAAUGUCAACUAGGUAAGGUGACGUUUGACGUUGACGUUUAACCAGAAACUAAUUAAAUAAAAUCUAACGAAAGAAUUUUGAUGCGUGCGAACACAAAGUAAUUGUAAUUGAAAUUAAGAAAUAUUUUAUUGCAAUUUUCACUUCAGUGGAUUGUUGUAUUACAACAACAAUAUGUCACUUAAUGUGGUACCUAAAGAUAUAAGAGGACUGAGGGCUUGUUUAGUGUGUUCUUUAAUAAAGACCUUCGAACAGUUCGAAUACUAUGGCUGCGAUAACUGUGACGAAUUUCUGCGAAUGAAAAGCAACAAAGAUAAUGUUUACGACUGCACUAGUAAUAAUUUUGACGGUAUGAUUGCAGUAAUGAGCCCUGAAGAUAGUUGGGUUUGCAAGUGGCAGCGAAUAAGUCGGUUUUGCCCUGGUGUUUACGCAAUAUCAGUGUCUGGUCGGCUUCCUGCUGGAGUGAUCAGGGAAAUGAAGAGUAGAGGUAUUGCAUAUCGCCCAAGAGAUACCAGCCAGCGAUAAUUUUGUUAUAAAAAAGGACCUAUGUAUCAUAAAAAGUAAAUUAAAUUAAUUCAAUAUAAUUAAA